Tarenaya hassleriana is the source of this 3149-nucleotide messenger RNA. RefSeq names its product E3 ubiquitin-protein ligase BRE1-like 1. Bases 1 to 2625 code for a protein of 874 amino acids. Lineage: Eukaryota; Viridiplantae; Streptophyta; Magnoliopsida; Brassicales; Cleomaceae. The record is from RefSeq and is a predicted model, not a curated record. Gene Ontology annotation, molecular function: metal ion binding; ubiquitin protein ligase activity. Gene Ontology annotation, cellular component: HULC complex; nucleus. The transcript has 19 exons.
AUGGCGAGUACGGGUGAGCCGGACCGUAAACGGCGUCACAUCAUCUCCAUAUCGCCGACAGCUACGGCGGCUGCUGUGAAGAAGCAGCCAUUCUUCUGGCCUUCCUCCGAGGACAAGCUUGAUACUGCAGUUCUUCAGUUCCAAAAUUUGAAGCUGUCCCAAAAGCUAGAGGCUCAGCAUGUUGAGUGCUCUAUUCUUGAGGAUAGACUUUCUCAGAUCAAGGAAAAACAACGGCCCUAUGAAUCCACAUUGAAAAAUGUCCAAAAAUCUUGGGGAGGGCUUAUAACUGCCCUGGAAUCAUGUUCUGUUCGUGUGAGAGAGUCAUGCAGUGAAGGUGACAGACGUGUCUUGAACAAAGAGGAUGCUCCUAAAUCCCUAGAGGAUGAUUUCAUCAGCCGGCUUCUAGAAACAGGUGCAACUGAGAGUUCUUCUUCCAGUAGUUGCUCAAAUCAGUUGGAAGAGAAUAGGGGGACACCACCACUUCAGGUGACAAAAACGUUGCAUAACCUUGUAGCUGCCACCGAUGAUUUGAAAUGUCUGAAGGAUGGACUAUAUCAUGCAGCUCUCAAAGAGGAUUUGCACGGACAUCAAGUAUCAAAUGAUUUGGAAUCUGAACUUCAAAGUUUGAGGCUGGCUCUCAGUGAUGUUCAUGUGAAGCACAAAUUACUGUCGAGUGAGUUACAGAAUCACCGAGAUGCUGAUGCUAAGAAUAAAGCCGAUCUUAAACGAAUAAGAGAUGAGCUAGAGGUCGAGGUGGCAGAGCUGCAACAGUGUAAUGGCGAGUUGGCAGCACUAAGAGCAGAAAGGGACGCAACAAUGGGGGCAUUUUUUCCAGUGUUGAAUCUUGGGAACAAGUUUGUAACUGGUGAUAGCAUUAGAGAUAAACAAAGGGAACUGCAAGACAUGGAAUCUGUUCUGAAAGAGCUAACGGAGCUAGCUUCAAGCAGGCUAGAAGAGCUAAAAGAUCUUCACGAGAAGAGGAUAAAGAUUCUGGAAAAAAUGAGUAAUUUGCAGAAAACAUUGAAGUCUGUGAGGUGUGUUUCAUCUUCUCAAGCAUGCCUUUUGCUGAAAGAUAAGCUAUCAAGGUCAAAAGAAGCUGUCCUUCAGUAUCAGGCUUUGUUAGAAAAAUUGCAGGUUCAAAAAGAUAAUACAGCCUGGAGGGAAAGGGAGUUGAGUAUGAAAAGCGAGCUAGUUGAUGUUUCUCGAAGGUCUUCUGCUGUUUCUGAUGCUAGAAUUGCUUCUUUGGAGAUGGAGUUAGAGAAGCAACUGGAUGAAAAGAAGCAAAUCACAACUAAGUUGGAAGAGAUACCAGGAGACCGAGGGAGGAAAGAAAUAUUUGCAGAUAUGAAAGCACUAAUUUCUUCGUUCCCAGAGGAGAUGAGUUCAAUGCAAAGUCAAUUAGACAAUUAUAAAAGGACUGCUGGAGGUAUCCAUUCGCUGCGGGCUGAUGUCCAGUCCCUCACCGGGAUUCUAGAUAGGAAGAUGAAGGAAUGUGAGGUGUUGUCUGUUAGAUCUUCUGACAAGGCUUCUCAGAUAGAUGACCUGAAAGCUACGGUUCAUGAUUUGAGGGACAGUCAUGAGGAGUUGAAGCUGUUUUUAGACAUGUAUAGACGUGAAUCUACUGAUUCGAGGGACAUUGCUGAAGCCAAGGAUCAGGAGUACAAGGCUUGGGCUCAUGUCCAAAGUCUGACAUCCUACCUUGAUGAACAAAACCUGGAAUUGCAAGUUAAGGCAGCAAAUGAAGCUGAGGCCAUUUCCCAACAAAUGCUGGCUGCUGCUGAAGCUGAGAUUGCUGAUUUAAGGCAGAAGUUGGAAGAUUCAAAACGGGAUGUCAAGGGGCUUUCGCAGAUCUUGAAAUCUAAAAAUGAAGAAAAUGAGACUUAUCUUUCUGAAAUACAGACAAUUGGUCGUGCAUAUGAGGACAUUCUACCACAAAACCAACAACUUUUGCUUCAAGUUACCGAAAGGGAUGACUAUAAUAUCAAGCUCUUCUUGGAGGGAGUUACUUCCAGACAGAUGCAAAAAGCUUUACGUGUCAAUAAAAGUAUCAUGGAUAAGGAUAUGCAGCAAGCCGGUGCAUUUGUCAAUUUCCUUUCCAUGAAGUCUUCAAGAAUUGAAGAUCAGUUGAGAUUCUGCAUAGAUCAGGUUCAGAAACUUGCAAACGAUCAGUAUCAGAAAUCUGAUACACUCGAGAACUCGCAAAAGAAAUGGGUAGAUGUUAAGAACUCAUUGGAACAAGCCAGGACAAGGUCGGAGGAGUCACAAUCUAAGGUUGAGAGAAGUCGGAUGGAUUAUGGGGCAUUGGAGCUAGAAUUGGAAAGUGAAAGGUUCAGUAGGAGAAGGAUAGAGGAGGAAUUGGAAAUUGCCAGGAGGAAAGCUUCGCAUCUUCGAUCUCUUAGAGAAGGCUCCUCAGCCAUUCAAAAGCUUCGUCAAGAACUUGGUGAAUACAAAGAAAUUAUCAAGUGUAAGGUCUGCCAUGAUCGCCCAAAAGAGGUGGUGAUCACAAAAUGCUACCAUUUGUUCUGCAACCAAUGCGUGCAAAAGAUGAUAGGAAAUCGGCAAAGGAAAUGUCCAACAUGCUCAGCAAGUUUUGGACCCAAUGAUGUUAAACCUGUCUACAUAUGAUGCAGAAUAGAAUAGGGAAGUGUUCUUCUCAGUUAAUAACCCCCGGCUGCAUCUGGCAGUGGCCAAUGCGUGAAAAAUGAAGCCUGUAUCUAUGCCCGGUGACUCGCUGGAAACCCUCAGCCCCUCCAGGUCAAGCUGCGAGAUCAUCUGGUCGAUGGGAUGGAUAACUCCGCAUCCAGGACAGGGAAGAAAAAGUCUUGGAAAUGCUGACUAUGGGUUAUAAUAGUUUUUGUGUCUGGUCUCUACAGAUUAUGCUAUGGGUUGUGGAAUUGUAUCAUUUUGGCAUCAUCCCUCUUCAACUGAAAAAGGAACCACAGGGAAUUCUUUCUCACCUGGUAAACAUGUCUGCAGAUAAAUGGAGGUUGUUUUCAGAUCCAAUGUAAUUAGUAGAAACCCUUCAGUGUUUAGAGUGAUUUUGGUAGCAAGAUGUGAUGAAAAGAGUAGUAGGCCAAAUGAUUUUAUGCUUAAACCUUCUGCUUUGUGAUCUUGUGACGGGGAUGUUAGUUACUGUAUUUGCUUGGGUU